GAAAAAAGUCAUUAAUCAGACUGGAAAAGGACCUAGAUGACUAUGAAAAAGAGAAGAAACACUUGCAAGAAAUGGCGGGUUCUCUUCCACAAUUCAAAGACGGCAGAGAAAAAGCUCUGAGUCAGCAGUGCCAGAAUACAGCGCUCCUGUGGGAGAGCACCAAAGCCUCCGUCACUGAAUGCCUUGACCAGUGUGAACGCGUUUUGGAGCUCUUAAAACAAUAUCAGAAUUUUAAAAGCGUCUUGACAACUUUGAUUCAAAAAGAAGAGAAUGUCAUCUCCCUUCAGGCUUCGUACAUGGGGAAGGAGAACCUGAAGAAAAGGAUAGCAGAGAUUGAAAUUGUCAAAGAAGAAUUUAAUGAACAUUUGGAAGUUGUUGACAAGAUUAACCAGAUCUGCAAAAAUCUACAAUUUCAUCUAAAUAAAAUGAGAACCUUUGAAGAGCCUCCUUUUGAGAAAGAGGCUAAUGUUAUUGUGGACAGAUGGCUUGAUAUAAAUGAGAAGACAGAAGACUACUAUGAAAACCUUGGUCAAGCUCUAGCUUUAUGGGACAAACUUUUUAGCUUAAAAGAUGUAAUUGAUGAGUGGACUGAAAAAGUCCUUCAGAAAAUGGAAUUACAUCAACUCACUGAAGUGGAAAGAGAUAUGCUGAAG
Myotis lucifugus (little brown bat) is the source of this 653-nucleotide messenger RNA. Its product is annotated as nesprin-2-like. The annotation marks the transcript as partial. The transcript is spliced from 4 exons. The record is from RefSeq and is a predicted model, not a curated record. Lineage: Eukaryota; Metazoa; Chordata; Mammalia; Chiroptera; Vespertilionidae.